This is a messenger RNA of Temnothorax curvispinosus, 2476 nucleotides long. It is a transcript of the gene Atg13, whose product is annotated as autophagy-related protein 13. The coding region runs from base 740 to 1966 and encodes 408 amino acids. The transcript has 5 exons. Gene Ontology annotation, cellular component: Atg1/ULK1 kinase complex; extrinsic component of membrane; cytosol. NCBI's taxonomy places the organism in Eukaryota, Metazoa, Arthropoda, Insecta, Hymenoptera, Formicidae. Gene Ontology annotation, biological process: piecemeal microautophagy of the nucleus; protein localization to phagophore assembly site; autophagosome assembly. The record is from RefSeq and is a predicted model, not a curated record.
CGCUCAUAGCAACGACAGACACGACAGUACGUUUUCGAUCGAUUUAUAGGAUAUUUCGCGAGCACCCCCGGCUAUAUCGCACAUCGCGCUUACGUUAAUUCCUUACGUGGAUGCGUGGCUGCGUGGUAGAAAAGAAGAUCGAUUUGUACUUUGUGGGAUAUCGCCACGCGAGAAAGAGGAAGCGAGAGAAUCUUGUUUGGUGUUUGGUAUUUCUACGUGUUCCAACUUUCGACUCCUUUUCGCGCAAGUGAACUUUAAUCUGUCAAAUCUCACUGUUGAUCUGUUCUUUUUCCUGACCCUUGACGACACGAUAAAACAUAAAACCAUUUCCACGACGUAGAUCAACGUGCAACGUGGACAUUCGAUUUCCCGAACUUCCUUGGGGUCAUCACCCGCCGCCCGCCGUGCGCGUGCACGCAGCGCGACGAUGCCGAUUUUACCGAGGACGUUUCCAAGGAAGCGUGUCGUACGUGCGCUCAAGUCGACUUACGAAUUCCGAAGCCCGUGCGAAGAGCUCCAAGGACUCCAAGAAUAUCGAGCGCGCGCCGGCCGCGCUUAAGUGCUCGCGAUUUCGAUCUCUACGGUCUCCACGGUGUGAAAGAAAGAGAGAGAGAGAGAGAGAGACAUGGUUACACGUGUCGAGGAUGCGGUGCUGUUCCGUUACGAUGCUACAACGUACCUUUCGUUCUUGUGUGCUCGAGAAACAUCUGUAGUUGAUUGAUACGUGCAGCGGUGUACAAUGUCAGCCCAGCUAAGCAUGCAAGACAAGAAGGAUUUGGAGAAGUUUACCAAAUACCUUGCACUGAGGGCUGCCCAGAUCAUAGUGCAGUCGAGGUCGGGCCAGAAAGUCAACACCGCGUGCAAGCCAGACUCGUCAGCUGGCGACUGGUUCAAUCUGGCAAUAAAGGAACUACCAGAGGUCUCGGCUGACGCUAAGAGAGCGUUAUGUGGAGAGAUAGUAAGUUCAGCUGUACCUCUGUGCAUAGAAAUUUCUCUGAAAACAGUGGAGGGUGACAAGAUGGUUUUGGAAACUUGGAGUCUCGGUGUUUUGCCAGAGCAAAGUGAUCCAACUGUACGAGUAACGUAUACUGUGUAUAACAGAAUGGGGAUUUUGUUAAAGUCCUUGAUUUCUGUAUCAAGAGUUACACCCGCUUACAAACUGAGCAGACGGCAAGGACCUGAUUCUUAUACCAUGUGCUAUCGGAUGUACAUGGGUGAGCCGCAGCUACAUAAUUUAGGUGAUAACUAUAAACAUGUAAGAGUAGGUCAAUUGUGUACUCCAGUGGGCACUAUACAUCUGUCAGUCUCUUACAGAACAAAAAUGACUAUAUCACCCACUCACAAGGGACGAGAUUCUAUUAUGCUUAAGAGCGAUCAUUUUCAUUCAGACUUGAGUCCGCGUCAUGCACGAUAUCAACAGAGCGAGGAAACAUCAAACGCACUAAGCGACACCAUUAAAGUUGGCGCAUUUGUAAUAAACAAGCCUGUCAUUGUCAACGAAGAGGACCUUGUGAUACCAGAUGUACCGUUCAGUUCGUUAUUAACACCCAAACAAACGUCGCCUCCUCCAAUAUCACUAGUGGAACCUACGACAAAGACUGCACGGGCAGCUGUUACAACUGAUAGCAACAAUGGAAAUACGGAAAGACUUAAUAAUGAUAACGCGACUUCGAAAUGCGCAUCCCAAAACGGAUCUAGAAGAAGUAGUUGUUCAAUGACUAGUGCCAACGAUGAUUUUAUUAUGGUAGAUUUGAAAACUCCUUUUGCCGUCACGAAUACCAAUAGCGAUGUAGGAGCGUUUUAUCGAGAGUGUCAAAGUGCUCCGCAAUUGCAAGCCUUUACGGAAGAAAGGACUCUUGCGGAACAAUUGGGAGAUCUUACUAAACAAUUGGAAACAUUUGAGACAAAUAUGCAACACUACGAGGACAUUUUGUCAUCCUUGUGUCAAACAGAAAAUAAUAAUUAAGGCCGAACUCUGCUACGAACUGAUUUAAACAAAAACACGAUUUUGAAAAAUUAUAAACACGUUGAUAGAAUGUAUGUCGAAACGUUUAAGACGUGGAACAAAUGAUCUUUCCUUCAAUACCCUUAGUAAACGUGUGUUCGCUCAAAAUGUUCUGCUAAUAUAUAUAUAUUGCAAAGAUUUUAUGUACGUAUAAAACAAUUAACGGAGCAAACACAUUAGUUGUGAUAACUGAUUACUUAAUAUAAUUUAUUGCUUGUAUAAAGUGUAACGUGCACUUGAAUAUUCUAAGACAAGACGAUAAAUAUAAGUAUAAGUUACGUAUGAAGUGUUCUAUCAAUUUUUUAUUCAAUCUAUUAAAUCCGAUUUCACUCAUUUCAAUGAUUACAGACUCAUAAAAAUUCGUUUCCGAUGUUUGAACGUAUUGAACGUACAUGUAAUAAAAGAGAUACGUCAAAGAACAGAAAUAUUGAGACAAGAUUUGAUCUAUAUAAAUAUAUUAUUAUGACGUGA